This is a messenger RNA of Vanrija pseudolonga, 1518 nucleotides long. Its product is annotated as putative transporterc. The coding region runs from base 1 to 1518 and encodes 505 amino acids. Lineage: Eukaryota; Fungi; Basidiomycota; Tremellomycetes; Trichosporonales; Trichosporonaceae. Gene Ontology annotation, molecular function: transmembrane transporter activity. Gene Ontology annotation, cellular component: membrane. Gene Ontology annotation, biological process: transmembrane transport. The transcript is spliced from 6 exons. The record is from RefSeq and is a predicted model, not a curated record.
AUGACCACGGGGGACGCCGGGGCGUGCACCCCGGGCACGGCGAGCGAGCGCACGCCCCUGCUCGCUGCGACGCCAGUGAAGCCCGGCACGCCGGUCGAUCGGCACCUGGCCAUCCGCCUCCCGCCGUCGUUGGCGGGGCUGGACGAGGACGCUCUGCAGCGCAUGGACCGCAGCGUGACGCGCAAGGUCGAUACGCUCCUCCUGCCGAUCCUAAUCAUCCUGUACAUCCUCAACUUUAUCGACCGCAACAACGUCGCGACGGCAAACAUCGGUGGCAUGACCGUCGACCUCGGGAUGAGCGCCAAGGACUUCUCAACGGCCGUGUCGGUGCUCUUCAUCAGCUAUAUCUCGUUCCAGAUCCCGUCCAACAUCGUCGCGGCGCGCACGUCCCGCCCCGGGAUCUACAUCUGCCUCAUGUGUGCCCUGUGGGGCGCCGUGUCGGCUUGUACUGGCGCCGUGCGGAGCUUCCGCGGUCUGGUCGUGUGCCGAUUGCUGCUUGGAGUGACCGAAGCGGCCUUCUUCCCUGGCGCAAUGUUUCUCCUCACGCUCUUCUAUACCAAGAAGCAGAUGGCGCUGCGCGCCGCCAUCCUGUACACCGGCUCGCAGUUCGGCAACGCAUUCGGUGGCCUCUUCGCCCUCGCGUGUAUGCAGCUCGAGGGUUACCGCGGGCUGCGAGGCUGGCGCUGGCUCUUCAUCGUCGAGGGCCUUCUUACCGUCGCUGCGGCCUUUGUCUUUGCCUUGAUCAUCCCGAACCGCCCCGAGUCGUUCGGUUGGCUCACUCCUGUAGAACGUGACCGGCUCAAGUACGUUCUCGAGCAGGACAGGUUCACGAAGGACGCGGGAGACGAGAUCGGAUCCUGGGACGCGUUCAAGCUCGCGGUCACGGACGUCAAGGUCUGGUUCGUCGCCGCCGCCCUGACAUGUAACUACAUCGCCUCGGGAGUGGUCAACUUCUUCCCGAUGGUGGUCAAGGGCCUAGGCUUCAGCGACACGACAACGCUGUGGCUCACGUCGCCGCCGUACCUGCUCUGCGCAGUCGUCAUCUCCAUCGUCGGGUGGCAUUCGGACAAGGUGCAAGAACGCACAAUGCACGUCGUGGUCUCGUUCUGCGUGUGUAUCGUCGCCAUGGUUCUCGCGCUCACCACGACAUCCUUCGCGCCGCGCUACCUCGCCAUGAUGAUCAUGCCGUCGUCGUUCUACUCGGCAUCAAUCGUCAUGCUCUCGUGGAUGUCGUCGAGCAUCGUCGGCCCGUCCGUCAAGCGCGCCAUCGCGAUCGCGCUCAUCAACUCGAUCGACAACUCGCCCAACAUCUGGACACCGUACCUCUACUUCGACCCGCCGCGAUACACCGUCGCGUUCAUCGUCAAUCUCGUCGCGUCGGUACUGCUCAUCAUCGUGGUGCUCGCCAAGCGCCAGUACCUCGUCAAACAGAAUCGCAAGCUCGACCGAGGGGAGGACCUGGGACCGAACGGUCCGACUCGUGUACAGAUAGAGGCUGGGUUUAGGUUCCAGCUGUAG